AUGGUCAAGUUGACGACCCUGCUCUCGCCGCUCGCGGUCCUCCUGCUGGCCCAGGAGUCCGCCGCCGCGCCCUUCAGGUCGGCGCACAACCACCUGCACAUGCGCACCCUGGUGCACGAGACCUCGCACUCGCGGCCCGAGGGCAUCGCCGCCGUCGCCGCGCGGGACCGCCGCAUCGGCGCCGCCUCCGCAGCGGCGGCGGUGCACAUGGACGCCGUCAAGAGGGCCGUCGCCGUCGAGCGGGCGGCCGGCAGCCACGAGCACGGCGCCGCCGCCAUGCACAAGCGGCUGCACAGCAAGCGCGGCAAGAUCAAGCUGUACGGGCACACGCACACGCACUCGCAGUACUCCGAGAUGUCGGAGGAGCCCCUGGGUGACGCCGUCAAGGGGGAGGUCUAG
Thyridium curvatum is the source of this 399-nucleotide messenger RNA. RefSeq lists its product as uncharacterized. The record is from RefSeq and is a predicted model, not a curated record. Bases 1 to 399 code for a protein of 132 amino acids. The transcript has a single exon. Lineage: Eukaryota; Fungi; Ascomycota; Sordariomycetes; Thyridiales; Thyridiaceae.